CUAUUGAACUUGGAUCUUUGUGAAAUUUGACAGAAAAAUUAUUUGAUACUCCUGACAUGUUAAGUGUUCGUGGUUUUCACCGGUCAAAUACGAGUAUAAAAAUACUCCCAAAUUAUUGCCUCUUCACUCCUUUUGUCACGGAAGUCAAUGGAGAAAUAGUAAGGUUAUUGACUCUGGAAUUGCAGCCCAGCCAAGCAUUGUUGACCUGAGGAGGAACCCAAUUUGAGUCUUCCAUUUCUUCGUUUUGUGAUCCCCAUGUCUUCUCUCAUCCCUUCACUCUUAUCUUCCUUCAUCGUCUCAUUCUAUCGAUUGAUUGCCAGUCCAAAUCCUGUGUGCUAAGCACAUAUUCCAUCAUGUAUCAAUCCGAGGAAUCGUGCCGUUGCUUUUCACUCGUUGAGAUUCAAUUGGCGACCAACAACUUCGAUAAUGCUUUGGUCAUUGGGAAAGGUGGAUUCGGUAAGGUGUUUAAAGGAUUCAUCGACGGUGGAGCUACCACUGUCGCCAUUAAGCGAUCGAAUGCAGAGUCCAAACAAGGGGCAGCAGAGUUUUGGACUGAGAUCAAGACGCUUUCCAAUCUCCGGCACAGACAUCUCGUGACUCUGAUUGGCUACUCUAAUGAUUGCGAGGAGAUGAUACUUGUUUACGAAUACAUGGUCAAUGGGACGCUUGUUGAUCAUCUCUACAAAAAUAGUAGGAAAGGGAAUGGGAAUGAAAUUUAUCGGCUUACUUGGGAGGAUAGGCUCAAGAUUUGUAUUGGUGCUGCCGAAGGAUUGGACUACCUUCAUACGAAUACUGAGCAAGCUGUCAUACAUAGAGACGUGAAGAGCACAAACAUUCUAUUGGACGAGAAUUGGGUAGCUAAGAUUUCAGAUUUUGGGUUGUCGAAAAUGGUAAACAGAAGCCAUUCACAAACCCAUGUUAGUACAGAUGUUAAAGGCACAUUUGGUUAUUUAGAUCCAGCGUAUUUCUUGACCCGUAGACUUACCAAGAAAUCGGAUGUGUAUGCCUUUGGUGUGGUUCUAUUUGAAGUGUUAUGUGCGAGGCCACCGGUGGAUACAAGUGUUGAGGAGGACCAAAUGGGUCUAGCUCGAUGGGCAAAAAGAUGCAUGAAAAAAGGAACCCUUGACCAGAGCAUUGAUCCCUCUAUAAGAGGACAAAUAUCACCAAGCUGUCUAAAGGUGUUCACAGAAGUUGCUAACAAAUGUUUACGUAAUCGUCCAGAAGGAAGGCCCACAAUGACUGAAGUGGCGGGGAGCCUCAAGCUUGGAUUGGCAUCACAAGGCAAUAUCCAUAUACCUCAACACAAGGGAAUAAUAACCAAUGUGUUUUUUACUACUGCACAUGUAGUGGCUAAAGGUAUUGAUAUUGGGUGGAGGAAGUGGAAGAACUGGGGUCCUAAGAAUGGGGUGUCAAGGCAGUUGUGGAGGGAUCUGGUUGAGGAUGGUGUCAUUCAAUCAUUCCGUCGUUUCUCUCUGGAGGAGAUUCGAGUAGUCACAAAUAAUUUUCAUGAGCUUCUGGUGAUUGGGCAGUCUGUUGACACCAAAGUGUAUAGAGGCCACAUCAACCAUGGGAAUAUUGUGGUGGCAAUUAAAAGAUGGAAAGAAGGAACAUCAAGAGAGAGGAACUUGGACCAAUUUAGGGUUGAGCUCCAAGUGCACUCCUAUCUCCCUCACCCCCACAUUGUUUCUUUAAUUGGAUACUGCAUCGAUAAGCAUGAAGUGAUCGUUGUGUAUGAGUAUAUGGUCCAUGGGCCUCUCUCCAAUCACCUCAAUGAAACCAACACGUAUACACUAAACUGGGAAAAGCGACUUGAGAUUUGCAUUGGUGUUGCACAAGGACUACAAUACCUCCAUGCGGGUACAAGGCAAACAAUCAUUCAUCAGGACCUGAAUCCAAGCUAUAUUAUGUUGGAUGAGAAUUGGAAUGCAAAAGUACUAUACGAGGCUGUAUCAAGUACAUACACUGUGGGAUAUAUGGAUCCAGAAUACCUUGGCAAUGCAAAUUUUACUAUAAAAUCUGAUGUGUACUCAUUCGGCGUCAUCUUACUUGAACUAUUGUGUGGUAGGAAGCCAAUGAUCUAUUCAAGGGACGAGGAACAAGUGAAUUUAGUUCGUUGGUUCAAAACUAAUAUCGAAAUGCGUACUAUUGAUCAGAUCAUUGAUCCGUAUCUAACCAACAAAAUAGCACCAGAAUGUUUGAAAAAAUAUGUCAAGAUUGCAGAAAAUUGUGUGUGUGAUGAGGGGAUUGAGCGUCCAUCGAUGGAUGAUGUGUUGGGUAACCUCCGGUAUGCACUGCAAUUGCAAGAGACAUGGUGGAAUUGUAAUGAACAGUUCGGUACAGUUAAGUCCCCUGAGGCCGUUCCUCGUUAGAAUGGAACUGUGUUUGUUCAAUUAGCCAGUAGAGGAGAUAUUGAUGUGAUUUUAUGAGCAUUAAUUGGGGAUUCUGAUUGUUUUCCAAGUAAUCUAGCACAAUAGCAUAAUGUUGCCA
This is a messenger RNA of Camellia sinensis, 2487 nucleotides long. The record is from RefSeq and is a predicted model, not a curated record. Lineage: Eukaryota; Viridiplantae; Streptophyta; Magnoliopsida; Ericales; Theaceae.